Candidula unifasciata is the source of this 939-nucleotide messenger RNA. The record is from the annotation of a GenBank genome assembly. NCBI's taxonomy places the organism in Eukaryota, Metazoa, Mollusca, Gastropoda, Stylommatophora, Geomitridae.
AUGGCGACCGCUGGUGAAAAUUUCAGCAAUAUCUCAAGUCGGAAAAGAGCACAUGAAGCUGCAAGAAGCUCCGCUGAUGCACAUACUGACAGUGAGGUUGCAAGUUUUAUGCAGCCAAUCAGUCCCAUGAUUCAGCAUCUGUCAUCCAAGAGCAUAAUUCGACCAGCACCCUUCAGUUACGAGCAGGAAGCGUUGGACACCAGAGCACAGAUUGAUUACUCAGUCCGGAUCUCUAUAGAAGAUGCUAAAGCAGGCAGAGCUCCAAGACCUGUACGUGUAUAUGCUGAUGGCAUAUAUGACAUGUUCCACACAGGACAUGCUCGACAACUCAUGCAAGCUAAGAUGGCCUUUCCUAAUGCAUACUUGAUUGUAGGAGUCUGCAGUGAUGAGCUCACAUUCAGGAACAAGGGGCGGACAGUUAUGAAUGAAACAGAGCGGUAUGAGACAAUUCGACACUGUCGUUAUGUUGAUGAGGUUCUCACUGAUGCUCCUUGGACUCUAGACAUGGCCUUCCUUGAAAAACAUAAGAUUGACUUUGUUGCCCAUGAUGAGCUUCCAUACACAAUGGGAUCAGCUGAUGAUGUCUACAAGUUUGUAAAGGAGAGAGGAAUGUUCCUGGCCACAGAGAGAACAGAAGGUGUCUCUACCACCGAUGUGAUAACCAGAAUUAUCAAAGACUAUGAUGUGUAUAUCAGGAGAAAUCUGGCCAGAGGAUACUCACAUAAGGAGUUGAAUGUUAGCUACAUGAAGGCUAAAAGACUCAAGUUUAAAGACAAUUAUGAGAAGCUUGAGAACAAGAUUAAGGACAAGGGUAAAGAUCUCAUGGAUAAAUGGAAGGGCCAGAUAGGAAAGGGCAAUGAAAUGCUCCACAAGUGGGAAGAAAAGUCCAAAGAAUUCAUUGGCAACUUUGUGGAAAUGUUUGGCAAAGAAGGAAAAUUG